This is a messenger RNA of Melozone crissalis (California towhee), 2290 nucleotides long. RefSeq names its product dishevelled segment polarity protein 1 (gene DVL1). Gene Ontology annotation, molecular function: frizzled binding. Gene Ontology annotation, biological process: intracellular signal transduction; canonical Wnt signaling pathway. NCBI's taxonomy places the organism in Eukaryota, Metazoa, Chordata, Aves, Passeriformes, Passerellidae. The coding region runs from base 138 to 2237 and encodes 699 amino acids. Gene Ontology annotation, cellular component: cytosol. The record is from RefSeq and is a predicted model, not a curated record. The transcript is spliced from 15 exons.
CGCUGCCGUUCCCGGGUCGGGCAGCUAGAGAGCAGUGCAGGGAGCCCGAGCCCGGCGCUCCCUUCCUGUGGGCAAGGCCGACAGCGCAGCCGAGCGCCGGCCGAGGCCCGGCCCGGCCGCCCCCUCUGCGCUCGCCCAUGGCGGAGACCAAGAUCAUUUACCACAUCGACGAGGAGGAAACGCCGUACCUGGUGAAGCUGCCCGUGCCGCCGGAGAAAGUCACGCUGGCCGAUUUCAAAAAUGUCCUCAGCAACCGGCCCGUGCACAGCUACAAGUUCUUCUUCAAGUCCAUGGACCAGGAUUUCGGGGUGGUGAAGGAAGAGAUCUCAGAUGACAAUGCAAAGCUGCCCUGCUUCAAUGGAAGAGUGGUGUCUUGGUUGGUCCUGGCUGAGAGCACCCACUCUGACACAGGCUCCCAAUGCACCGAGAGCCACGUGGAGCUGCCCCCAGCCCUGGAGAGGACAGGAGGCAUUGGAGACUCCCGGCCCCCCUCCUUCCACCCCAACGCUGCCAGCAGCAGGGAUGGCCUGGACAACGAGACAGGAACCGAGUCCGUGCUCAGCCAUCGGCGUGAGCGGCACCGGCGCAGGAACCGCGAGAGCCACGAGGACGCCCCCAGGAUCAAUGGGCACCCCAAGCUGGAUAGGCACCGGGAGCAUCCCCCUGGCUACGACAGCUCCUCCACCAUGCUGAGCAGUGAACUGGAGUCCAGCAGCUUCAUCGACUCUGAGGAUGAUGACAACACCAGCAGGUUGAGCAGCUCCACGGAGCAGAGCACCUCGUCCCGCCUCAUCCGCAAGCACAAGCGCCGGAGGAGGAAACAGAGGAUGAGGCAGAUUGACAGGUCGUCCUCGUUCAGCAGCAUCACUGACUCCACCAUGUCCCUAAACAUCAUCACUGUCACGCUCAACAUGGAAAAGUACAACUUCCUGGGGAUCAGCAUUGUGGGGCAGAGCAAUGACCGGGGUGAUGGUGGCAUCUACAUCGGCUCCAUCAUGAAGGGAGGGGCGGUGGCAGCAGACGGGCGCAUCGAGCCAGGGGACAUGCUGCUGCAGGUAAAUGAUGUCAAUUUUGAGAACAUGAGCAAUGACGAUGCCGUUCGGGUUCUGCGGGAAAUCGUCUCCAAACCAGGACCUAUCAGCCUAACAGUAGCCAAAUGCUGGGACCCUACUCCCAGGAGUUAUUUCACCAUCCCCAGGGCUGAGCCGGUGCGGCCAAUCGACCCCGCGGCGUGGAUCUCUCAUACCACGGCCAUGACGGGAGCGUACCCCCGUUACGGUAUGAGCCCCUCCAUGAGCAUCACCACAUCUACCAGCUCCUCACUAACAAGCUCAAUUCCCGAGUCGGAAAAAUUAGAAGACUCUCCCUUAACUGUGAAGAGUGACAUGGCUACUAUUGUCAAGGUCAUGCAGCUGCCAGACUCAGGCCUUGAAAUUCGGGACAGGAUGUGGUUAAAAAUCACCAUCUCCAAUGCAGUGAUAGGAGCAGACGUGGUGGACUGGCUUUACACACAUGUGGAAGGCUUCAAGGACCGCCGGGAGGCACGGAAAUACGCCAGCUCCAUGCUGAAACACGGCUACCUCAGGCACACUGUGAACAAAAUCACCUUCUCAGAGCAGUGCUACUAUGUCUUCGGAGACCUCUGUGGCAAUCUGGCUGCACUGAACCUCAACAACGGUUCCAGUGGCGCCUCUGACCAGGACACCCUGGCUCCUCUCCCACACCCUGCUGCUCCCUGGCCCUUGGGCCAAGGAUAUCCCUACCAGUACCCUCUGCCCCCUCCUUGUUUCCCCCCAGCCUACCAAGAUCCUGGUUUUAGCUAUGGCAGUGGCAGUGCAGGCAGCCAGCAAAGUGAAGGGAGCAAAAGCAGCGGCUCCAACCGGAGCACCAGCGAGACCAGCAGGAGAGCAGCAGGCAGGGAGAAGGAGCGCAGCAAGUCCGGGGGCAGCGGCAGCGAGUCGGAGCCGGGCGCGCGCCGCGAGCGCCCGCUCAGCCAGCUCAGCCAGCGCUCUGCCAGCGACAGGAGCCACCAGAGCCACCACUCCUAUGGUCCCCCAGGGCUGCCCCCCUUGUACAGCCUGCCCAAGCUGGGCUCCAAGGGGCUGGGCAGCAGCGGGCCCCCCGGAGCACCCCCGGUGCGUGAGCUGAGCGCCGUGCCGCCCGAGCUCACCGCCAGCCGCCAGUCCUUCCAGAAGGCCAUGGGCAACCCUUGCGAGUUCUUCGUGGACAUCAUGUGAGAGGAAGUGCCUUCAAAAGACUCUGCGUUUUGGGGUUUUUUUUGGGGGGGGGG